AGCCUCUGGAACUCUCAGGGGGGCGGUUUCUCGAGCUGCGGGUCCGGUUACACGUGUCGGACUACUACAGGGCAGCUGAAGAAAUCCGCUGGUGUUGUCGUUGUUGCGACGGCGACGGGCCGAACGGGACUCGGACGGAAGGUGACGUCAAGGCGGAGAGGGAAGCCGGACGGUGGAUGCAUCCGCAGUACCACUAGCCUUCCACUAACCCGCUCUCUGAAAAGUUCCAUUACAUUACUCCUUCAUCACUCCUCUGUUUCGCACUCUCGACUUCAGGCAGCCAUGUCGAAGGAAGUGAGCGAGGAACCCCAAGCCCACCACCACGGAAAGGACUACGUAGACCCACCGCCAGCACCAUUGUUGGAUUUCGCCGAGAUCAAGCUCUGGUCUUUCUACAGGGCUCUCAUAGCUGAGUUCAUCGCCACCCUCCUCUUCCUUUAUGUCACCGUCGCCACCGUGAUUGGGCACAAGAAGCAGACCGACCCGUGUGGCGGGGUUGGGCUUUUGGGCAUCGCUUGGGCUUUCGGCGGCAUGAUCUUCAUCCUUGUCUACUGCACCGCCGGUAUCUCUGGUGGGCAUAUCAACCCAGCAGUGACUUUUGGGCUGUUCCUGGCGAGGAAAGUGUCCUUGAUUCGAGCUGUGUCAUACAUGGUGGCGCAGUGCUUGGGCGCCAUCUGCGGUGUUGGGCUGGUCAAGGCUUUCAUGAAGCACCCUUACAACAGCCUUGGCGGUGGGGCUAACUCCAUUGCUCCUGGCUACAGCACAGGGACAGCUUUGGGGGCCGAGAUUAUUGGGACAUUUGUGCUUGUCUACACCGUCUUCUCCGCCACUGACCCCAAGAGAAGCGCCCGUGACUCCCACGUCCCUGUGCUGGCUCCUCUGCCUAUUGGGUUUGCAGUGUUCAUGGUUCACUUGGCCACCAUCCCCAUCACUGGAACUGGAAUCAACCCGGCUAGGAGCUUCGGCGCAGCUGUGAUCUUCAACAACGACAAGAUCUGGGAUGACCAUUGGGUGUUCUGGGUCGGACCAUUCGUGGGAGCACUUGCAGCAGCAGCAUACCACCAGUAUAUUCUGAGGGCGGCGGCCAUUAAAGCUUUGGGAUCUUUCCGCAGCAACCCUACCAACUAGAAGCGUGAAACCGAGAAAGCAACCCCCUAGCCAAGCAGAGAGCUCCCUGAACAGAGCUUCUCCUGUCUUUUCUUCUUCUCUCCCCCCCCUCCCUUGUUAAUUAUGUUUAAAAUCCGCCAUUUGUUUUUAUCGUUGGUGUGUAUGUGAGAGAGUUAGUUUCCAUGAUUGAUGGUGAAUGAUGAUGAUGUUUGUUAUCGCUACUAUUUGGGGAUGAUGGAUGGAUGUAAUGAAAUGGGUUGGAUGGAUGGAGGGACGGAUGGAUCCUCUUUUCUUUUGAAACUCCCUUUCUCUACACUUCAUAAUCUGGUUAGGGUUUUACUUUGCCUUGUUUUUUUGUAUGUGAAGAAACCUAUUUACUCUGA
Molecule: messenger RNA, 1490 nt
Organism: Linum tenue
Lineage: Eukaryota; Viridiplantae; Streptophyta; Magnoliopsida; Malpighiales; Linaceae
Source: the annotation of a GenBank genome assembly